AAUGCAAUUGAUUUUUGCACCUGCGAGUUCGACCUUGGUCUCGUCCGUGGUCGCAACGCAGCGCCACAUCACACAUCAGUCAUGCAUGGUCAGUCGGCCAUGAUACGGUCAACACCGGCAUUAAGGCCCAGGUUACGGCCUCGAUUCCUCUGUCGGCAAUGCCGUGCGAUCCAGAUCUCGGCUGCGCCCUCUACCAUCACUCCCAAACAUAGCAGGGAUUUACUGGGAGCUCCCGGCCAGGCCCAUACAAGGAGAGAUACUGCGGACGCCAGCUUCGAAGUACUCGGAUCGCCAUACUCGCUCCUCUCCGUCAGCCUUUCGCCUUCCCAAAAGCUCUACACAAGAAGAGGUACCUUAGUCUCGGUUGCCGGCAAAGUUGAAAAUGCCCAAUCAACGCUAUCCCUCCUCUCGCCCCUCCGCCGCGCCCUCCUGGGCGUUCCGUUCCUCUAUCAGCGCAUAACCUCCACAACCCCGAUAACCGCACUGAUCGGCACCGCCUCCCCGAAUACCACCUUCUCGAUCCUUCACCUGGAUGGCACGACCGACUGGAUGGUGACCCAGCGUAACGCGCUCCUAGCAUGGACCGGCCACACCCUCGUACCUUCUCCCCGCGUCCAACGCGGGCUGUCGCUUGCGCACUGGGGAAGCACACACCUUACAGGUAGGGGAUUGGCUGCGCUCUCCAGUCCCGGCCAGGUAUACCAGGUGACGCUGGCCGAGGGCGAGGAGAUAGUACUGCAUCCAAGCCACGUCACAGCCUACUCGAUCGACAAGAACCCCCCGCUGCCGUUCCGAUUGCGCAGCGCCAGUCCAUUGAGGGUGCAGAUCCCCGCCCUCCCGGCCUCGAUGACCAACUUCAUGACCACCUUAGUACCAACUCGACUAUCCAACUUUAUGACCGCGAUGCGUGACACGGAUUUGUACAAGACGAUCGCCCGCGCUCUAUUCGGCCUUCGGACAGCAACGAGGAGAUCCAUCAGGGGCGACCGGCUUUUCCUGCAGUUCCGCGGCCCUGCAACGAUUCUGAUGUCGAGUAGGGGUGUGCGCGUGACCGAAGUGCUGACCAACGACGACGUCAACGAGAUUGCUGAUAGCGAGGCUGGCGUGGCCGCGCGCGCGGUCGAGCUCGCCACUAAGCCCGAGCCCAAUGUGGAAGCACCCGAAGUCACACGUGGCAAGAUUACUGGCAUCCAUGUUGCGAGCGUCGGUAAGGAUGGAAAGGUCAAGUUUGAGGACGCGAAGGGUCUGAACGAUUUUGUUGGUUAAGGAUUAGACUAGGCCUUUCAGCUCAGCCAGAGAGUCCUUCCUUGUGUAAUAUUGACAACCGUUCCAUAUGUACUAAUAUCUGAUGAAAGGCCAAGGAAUAAAUUGCCUCGGGUUUGCAAGAAGCCUGCGAUUUGUUUAUAGAUUUUCUACCUAUGAUCAUUUGUGACUCUUACUCGGCUAUAUGAUUGUAUUGUUGAUAUAUACAUACUUUUGAGGUUUGCUGGGCGUUGGAACAAAAUAUAUGAUUGAGUUUACAGG
This is a messenger RNA of Pyricularia grisea, 1524 nucleotides long. RefSeq lists its product as uncharacterized. The record is from RefSeq and is a predicted model, not a curated record. Gene Ontology annotation, biological process: inner mitochondrial membrane organization. The transcript is spliced from 3 exons. Lineage: Eukaryota; Fungi; Ascomycota; Sordariomycetes; Magnaporthales; Pyriculariaceae. Gene Ontology annotation, cellular component: mitochondrial inner membrane. The annotation marks the transcript as partial.